Messenger RNA from Pygocentrus nattereri (red-bellied piranha), 2189 nucleotides. Its product is annotated as coronin-2A. Gene Ontology annotation, molecular function: actin filament binding. Bases 65 to 1663 code for a protein of 532 amino acids. The transcript is spliced from 12 exons. The record is from RefSeq and is a predicted model, not a curated record. Gene Ontology annotation, biological process: actin filament organization. NCBI's taxonomy places the organism in Eukaryota, Metazoa, Chordata, Actinopteri, Characiformes, Serrasalmidae.
UGUUGCAGUCACAAGUUGUCCACUCGCUGAUGUUGAGCGCACCUGUUGUGAACCUGGAGUCUGUAUGACCAUCGUUAAGAUGUCUUGGCACCCUCCGUACCGCAGCUCUAAGUUCCGGCAUGUUUACGGUAAACCAGCGAGCAAAGAUCAAAGCUAUGACGGCCUGCCAAUCACACGAGGCGUCCAUGACAACCACUGUUGUGCUGUCAACCCACACUUCAUCGCAGUGGUUACGGAGUGUGCCGGGGGCGGAGCCUUCAUCGUCAUCUCCAUCCGACGUACGGGCCGUGUCGACCCCCAUCACCCCCGCGUGUGCGGGCACAGGGCCAGAGUUCUGGAUAUAAAGUGGGACCCCUUUAAUGACCACCGCAUCGCCUCCUGCUCCGAGGACUGCACGGUUAAGGUGUGGGAAAUUCCGGACAGCGGUUUGAAGGAAAACCUCAUCUCGGCGAGGAAGGAGCUGCUCGGGCACAGCCGCAGAGUGGGCCUCAUCGAGUGGCACCCAACGGCCAAAGACAUACUGCUGAGCUCGGCGUACGACUACCAGGUGUGUGUGUGGCGCCUGGAUGGUGCGGGUGUAGUGGUGAAGACCCCUGUGUGUGUGAUCCGUGUACACACUGACCUGGUGCUCUCGGUGGGCUUCAGUGAGGACGGCAGCAGACUGGCCACAACCUGCAAGGACAAGAGUGUCCGCAUCAUCGACCCGCGCACAGGACACCUGCUGCAGGAAUCCUGUGGUCAGUCUCAUAAGGCCAGUAAGGUUUUGUUCCUGACUGACCUGAACCUGCUGCUGACGACAGGAAACUCUCGCUGGAACCAGAGGCAGUUCGCUCUGUGGGACCCGGAGGACCUGACCGAGCCUCUGCUGGAGGAGGACGUGGACGGAGGUUCUGGAGUUCUCUUCCCUUUUUACGACCCCGACACACACAUGCUGUACCUGGCCGGCAAGGGUGAUGGGAAUAUCCGUUAUUAUGAGGUCAGUGCAGAGAAACCCUACAUUCACUUUCUAGCUGAAUAUCGUUCUCUCCUCCCACAGAGAGGCAUGGGUGUGAUGCCGAAGCGUGGGCUGGACACUAAGCAGUGUGAGAUCUUCCGGUUCUACAGGCUGGUGUGUGUAAAGGACCUGGUGGAGCCUCUGUCCUUCAUCGUGCCGCGGAAGUCUGACGGCUUCCAGGAGGAUAUUUACCCGAUGACGGCCGGCAACGAGGCGGCCAUGACGGCUCAGGAGUGGCUGACGGGUCAGAACAAAGGGCCGGUACUGAUGUCGAUGCGGCCUAGUACUAAAGUCCAGAACCCGUACCCGGCUCCGGUGGACAGUGGGCUCGAGCGCUCAGCCAGCAGCGCGUAUCUCAGCGGGCCGAACAAGCUCUUCCUUCAGGAGGUCAAUCAGAACUCAGAACAUGACCUGACUGACCUGACGGGAUGGCAGGAGGACGAGACUCAGUGGGUCAGCGCUCGCUCCACACCCAGCCGGGGGGUGAGGUGGUGUGAGUCGGCAGCGUUCCCACCGCCUGCAGCCGAGAAGGAGCUGCUGCAGGUGUUCUACAGCCAGCAGGAGGAGAUCAGGUCACUGCGGGAACAGCUGGAGCACAGGGACAGCAGGAUACAGCAGCUGGAGCUGGAGAUGAAGAACAUCCGCAACCAGCUCAGAGCCUCAUUCUAAAGCAUAGCUGACCGUAACUGGACAGGACCAAGUACAGUGAGUCUCAACGACCAAUCAAAUCACUUUCUGAGGUGGUCAGUGCUGCAUAUGACCACCAGGGUUAUUAUACUUCACUGAAGCCGUCACUAAAUUAAACACUAGCGGAGAAAAAUGUUCGAAGAAUAAAUGUUGUGAAACGUAAUGAAACAGAAACACUUUCAGAAUCAAAACUGGACGUCAAUCACGAGUCUUCACGCAUUAGACACAUUAAAGCGGCAGGUGAAGGCGACUGUACGGCUAACUGUCCACUUACGAUCAGAACUAUCAAGACGGACUAACUCCACGUGUGAAGACUUACAGGCCUAGACUGCCUCCAGGGGGCGCCAGUGCCUCAGUGCUCCCUACUGAUUUUCACUCACUUAGGAAGCUCUUUUUAUUCCGGGACAAUCAAAGGGAAUUUUGUUUUCUGAACAGCGUAAUUGUUACGACUGAACGCCUUUUUGGUUGGAAAAUAAAGUUUAAAAAUUCCAAAGAUUUGAGUCUCUAA